This is a messenger RNA of Blastomyces gilchristii SLH14081, 183 nucleotides long. RefSeq lists its product as uncharacterized. The record is from RefSeq and is a predicted model, not a curated record. The transcript has a single exon. The coding region runs from base 1 to 183 and encodes 60 amino acids. NCBI's taxonomy places the organism in Eukaryota, Fungi, Ascomycota, Eurotiomycetes, Onygenales, Ajellomycetaceae.
AUGACUAACGUCCUUGGGAUUAGAUAUGGAUCAGAAAUCCGUACGAAAUCUGAAAAUACCACCGGAUUUGGCACAAAAGAUGGUGAGGUCAUAGAGGCAGGCGUGGAGUUGGAGCAAUGGAAUAAAAGCUCUGGCCAAUGUGAGGCGCUUGUUUCGACAGAUAUCCAGCUUGAUAUUUGCUGA